Penaeus vannamei (Pacific white shrimp) is the source of this 399-nucleotide messenger RNA. The record is from RefSeq and is a predicted model, not a curated record. Lineage: Eukaryota; Metazoa; Arthropoda; Malacostraca; Decapoda; Penaeidae.
AUGCAUCGACAGCGAAUGGAAUCAUUCAUGAACUGGCCAAGAGAUAAAAAGAUACCAAAAGCUGUUGAUUUAGCAGAGGCAGGAUUUUUACGACCAGCAAAAACUUUAGAGUUACACGACCUGGUUCAAUGCUUUCAGUGUGGAAUAAGCUUAGAGAAAUGGACAGAGGAUGACAUACCAUGGAAUCAGCAUGCUUUAUGGAACCCAUAUUGUUCGUAUCUUAGGAUGGUGAAGGGUGAAGAAUUUAUCAUGGAGGUUCACAAUAUGAAUUACACGAGAAUGUCGACGAUAUCUGAUUCUACAUUGAACCAGUAUGAAAGAGAAAUAUUCCAAGCAGAUAUGCAAGGCAUGAAUAAGAUUAUCACCCAUAUGGUAACUAAACGACUCCAACCGGUAUAA